Messenger RNA from Entelurus aequoreus (snake pipefish), 4143 nucleotides. RefSeq names its product WD repeat containing planar cell polarity effector (gene wdpcp). The transcript has 19 exons. Gene Ontology annotation, cellular component: axonemal basal plate. The record is from RefSeq and is a predicted model, not a curated record. Bases 334 to 2496 code for a protein of 720 amino acids. Gene Ontology annotation, biological process: nervous system development; cilium organization; establishment of protein localization. Gene Ontology annotation, molecular function: protein binding. NCBI's taxonomy places the organism in Eukaryota, Metazoa, Chordata, Actinopteri, Syngnathiformes, Syngnathidae.
AAAUAAUAACGAGCCAGUUUUGAACAGCUCUUUCAAAGGGACGACUCCUAGUCCCGAGUGAAGGCCCUUUAAAAAACGAACUAUCGCGACACUUGGAACGAUAACACGGCAGCUUGGUAGUUCUGGGAUUUGUAGUUCUUAUCAUUGUACUCGCAGUUCUGAGAUAAACGCAGCAACAAGCGACCCGCUUUACGACAACCUCAUCGCCCCAGUCACUUCUUAAAUUAUUAGACUCGUGGCAGUGCCGCUAAAAAGUUAUUUUUUAGCUCACAAGUCACGCUUUGACACGGAAUAUUGUCAACAAAGCACUCUCCAGUUUGUGCCUGUUCACCAAUGCCAGAUACACAUCUGCAGUUGUCCUGGGACGCUCCCGCUUUCACAUCUUGGCCUCGGCAGAAUCGGGUUACGCCCGUCCGUCAGAUGGCGUUCUGCCUGGCUGAGCUGCACUUGUGGUCCACCAAGAGCUCACUCCACGUCAAAGAUACAGAUAUUGGCACGUAUCAGUACUACGAUAAAGGAGAGCCAGCCAAUCUGGAGCAUCACUAUUACAAUGAGAAACUGCAGUUCAGUGAAGCUCGAGGCUACUCGUGGACCCCCGCGAAUCGCCGACCGGAGAGGCUACGUGAUUCGCUGAAGGAGUUUGAGGAACUAUUGCAGACUAACACCUGCGUUCACACCAGAUGGAGGAGCAAGCAUUGCUGCCAGCUCAUACUGGGCAAUGGUAUACUGGUAACCUUGACCCUCAGCGGGCCCCAACUUGAGCAAGUGUGCAUCGACCGAGCGCUAGUGGGCCGACUGCCAGGCGACACCGUGACCGAUGCGGUGCUGAGCGACAGGCUGAUUCUGCUGUCCUUCCUGAAGCACAACCAAGUGGCUGCGGUCUUCCUCAACAGAAAGAACCAGGACUCCCAGGAGGCUGGCAGGGACACAGACAAACUCUCAGCCUCUGAAAUCAAGGUGAAAUGCGUGGAACUGUCAGGGUGGGCACCUGGCCUCCACCAUGGCGUGGCCCUCAACCGCCUGCACGAUGUGGGGCUCUGCUGGUCAAGGUGCAGCGAGCAAGAUGAGGAGCCGUGGCCCUGGACGCCUGCAGACGUGCACAGGAACAACCUGGUCCUCUUGAGCUGCUCGCCCGCUGACGGUCUACAGCUCCUCAGCUCUUCCCAGACAGAAGGCGACCUCCUAGACUGCAGCUUCAGUCAGCUGCAGCCCCACCAGCUGCUGACCGUAGAGGCACCUGCUGGACCCCAAGCAUCCAGGGAGGGGUCCUGGGCUAAGUCCUGUGUGUUUGAAUGUCUGCGAGCACGACUGCACCGCCUGUCUGUCAGCCGCAUCUCCCUGCCUUCCCAUCCCAUCUCCUGCUCACGUCACCCCGACGAAAGCACACUCCUCCUGGGCCUCGCCGAUUCCUCCCUGGUCCUCUACGAGCAAAGGCGAGGGGUCUUGCUUUCGUUCCCCGGCCCCGCUCCGCUCUCCCUCCUCGCCUGGCAUCCCGCUGGAGCUGUGGCCGUGGCGGCGGCGGCGCAAGGCGAGCUCAUGUGCUUUGAUGUGGGCCUGGCACCCCUCAGAAUAGCGCUGGUGGCAGAAGACGUGGCUCCGGCACCCACGCUACAACUGGCCCGACACCUGCGCUGCCCUGGGGGUCUGCAGAGGCUACAGUGGGCAACAGGUGGCGCCGAGGGAGCCGAUACGCUCAUGCUGGCCUUUCACGGAGGACCAUUAGCGGCCUUAAGAUUCCGACUGGGGGCCCUGACGGGGGGCCAGAUGGGCCCAGGGGUGCUUCUCCAGCAUCGGCUGUGUUGUGGCCAGGUCCGGGAAGCCCUCGGCAUCCUGGGGGCCAUGGACUGGAGCAUCAUGGGAGACGAGUGCUUCCGAAGCCUGAGCUCCAUCACCAACCACUUGCUGAGGCUCCCGCUGGACACACAGACUGAAGCACAACUCGAAGCUGCAUUUGGAGUAUUUUAUGCCCCAUCUGCGCCUCUGCCUGGUAACGUGACAUCCGACUACGAGAAGCUAAUCAGCCGCUACGCACGCCGCUUUUUCCACCACCUUCUCAGACAUCAGCGCUUUGAGAAGGCCUUCCUCCUUGCUGUAGAUUUACAGGCCAAAGAUCUUUUUAUGGACCUCCAUUAUGUUGCCCGUGAUAAGGGUGAGAUGGUGCUAGCCGAGGUGACCAAGAGGAAGGCCGGGGAAAUGGAGGCAAGGACCUUCGGAAGCGACGAGUCUGUGAGAGAAAGAAAUGGUGUGUUUGCUUCCAGCUUUGGCAACAAGGUCCAAAGUGCAACAGCAACAGGAUCUUCAUACCCCACCAAAACACUGGCCGACGGACGAGCCAACCGGGCGGGAGCUCAGGCGCGGCGCGCACACGUGACCGUGAACCCAGACGUCCUGAGGACACUGAUACGAGCCGGAAGCAAAGAGGAUGACAGAGAUGAUGGCAGUGAGGAUGACGGCCUUGCGAUGCUUCGACUGCUUCAUCUUGGAACCGUUGGAUGACAACAACAAGCACACCUAAGAGUCAUUAAUCAUCGUUGCUAUGGAUAAAAGUGGGCUUCCGAAGUUCAACAAGCUUCCAAAGAAGGAAAGAAAACUGAUGACGACGCAGCAUCAGGACCAAUUCCAAGGUGGCCAGUUGGUGAAGUUUGCUCCUUAGUAAUGGAGUGCAGCUUCAUCUCCAAGAGUUCACAGGUCACUGGACGAGGCACAGCCACACCUAACUCAUCCAGCCAUAUACGGUAGGCGCUGGGGCACAAGUCACUUCAUCUCAGAGACGGAAACCACAGCUUUUACCUUUCAAAGGUCCCAUCCUAAAAAAAAAACAUUUGAUAUAUUUCCAUCCCUGACAGUGAAUGUUCCUCAAGGUGUGUGUGUGUUUGCGUGUGUGUGUGUCGAGCGAGAUUACGGGCCACAGUUUUAUUCAUGAAUAGGAGCCAAGCAGCGACUUUAAAGCGUGGCGCCGAGCCCCUUUCCUGAACAGCCGCCAUGCUCGUGUCAGAGCUGUCGACGCGGCGCGCUCAGCGGCUAAUCUGACAGCGCCGUGCGAGCCCUAAUCCCUCACUGUAUCCUAAUCUAUUUACUUUGCAUUCUAAGAGGAUUUCCAUCCCAAAAAAUAUACAAGAAGUGAUGUUGGAAAUGGACAGAAGAUCAGCGCGGAUGCUUUUCUGCUCUUUUUUACCCCCCUUGUUUGUUUUGUUAGCUUUCAGGAAAAGAAAAAAUCAUUGUAUGUUUUCGGGGAGUCAAUCCCCUGCGAGAGGGACGUCUGAAAGGAAUUACAUUUGUGACUGAUACUAAUACUUCUCUUAUGUAAACAUCCAAAUGUGAUAUUUGGCUUGCCGCGGUGCCGUCACGCCGCUCGCUGCUGCUGCUGCUGCCUUCAUUCACUGCGCUAAUUCACUGAGCAUCUCCUCAUUGUUGGACCUGACAGCUGCAACAUUGCUGAACAGCGGAGGACCAGCUCCUCUCUCGCUCUCGCACGUCAGCAGCAGCACGCCAACAAAGGCCCACACUGUGGACUUCACGACGUGCAAACACACAACAAGGCCAAGUGCUCUCCGCAGCGCCCCUUGAAGCAGUUUGAAGUCAUAAAUAGUAAUGACUGUCAGCCUAUUAGUAGUGAAAUUAGGCACUGGCCUCGUUCAUCUUUGGAAAUGAAGGCAGCCUGCAGCACUUUUUUUUAUUUAUUUUUUUACAUGGACAACCUGUCUGUGGACCCACUUUUUAGUCCCUGGCCACCUCUGCAAAAAAAAUUACCCUCUCAUGUCGACUUCAACAUUAGCGCUGGGCCUCAUGGCUAAAACCCGUAUCACGAUAUAUCAGUCGAUGUUGAUCAUUAUUUUUGAUAGGUCAUAAAAAUAUCAAUAAGAACCAAGAGAAAAAUAUGUUAAAUGUAGAGAUGUCCGAUAAUGGCUUUUUUGCCGAUAUUCCGAUAUUGUCCAACUCUUAAUUACCGAUUCCGAUAUCAACCGAUACCGAUAUAUACAGUCGUGGAAUUAACACAUUAUUAUGCCUAAUUUUGUUGUGAUGCCCCGCUGGAUGCAUUAAACAAUGUAACAAGGUUUUCCUAAAUAAAUCAACUCAAGUUAUGGAAACAAAUGCCAACAUGGCACUGCCAUAUUUAUUAUUGAAGUCACAAAGUGCAUUAUU